CCAGCAAAAGCGACGACAAAAGCUGUGAAACUGCAAACAGCAUCUUUGCUUCCGUACUUCAUCGUGGCCAUGGCCGUGGCGGAGGCGGCGGUCGUCGGCAUCGGCAACCUCGGACUCGGAAUUCCGUCGUCCGAAUCGGAAACAAGAACGUCGGACCGAGGAGGUUCGAACGCCAUGGAUCACCCAAAGGAGGUGGUGGAGAUGGACGGCUUGCCCGAGGGGUGCGUCGCCCACAUCAUCUCCCUCACCACUCCUCGCGACGCCGCCCGCUGCUCCGCCGUCUCGCGCGCCUUCCACUCCGCCUCCGACUCCGACGCCGUCUGGCGCAAGUUCCUGCCUCCCGAUCUCGACCUCAUCGUCUCGACUUCGCCGCCGCCGUCGCCGCCGCCGCCUCUUGGGCCCCCGCUGACCAGGAAGAAGGACGUCUUCCUCCGUCUCUGCGGCCCCCCUCUCCUCAUCGACUCCGGUCGCAAGAGUUUUGCACUUGAAAAAUGGAGUGGGAAGAAGUGUUAUAUGAUUGGCUCCAGAGAUCUGUCUAUAGUAUGGGGUGACACUCCUCGCUUCUGGAGAUGGAGUUCGCUCCACGUCUCAAGAUUCCCAGAGGUGGCAGAGCUACUUAGAGUAUGCUGGCUCGAGGUUCACUGGAGACGCGACUUCUGUCUGCUGACACAUAUUGUGCAGCUUACUUUAUCUUCAAGUUUGUGCAUGAGAACUAUGGCUUUGAGAAUCAAGCAGUGGAAGUGUCCAUCUUUUCUGGUUCCGCGGGUGAGCGAGGCACUAUUUAUUUGGAUCCUGACGGGAGGUUGAGACAGCAAUAUCAAACCUGGCGGUAGAGAUUACCUCAUAUUGCCAGUGAUGCAUUCGCGGCAAGAGUCGUUGAGGAUAGUGAGAAACAAAUUCCUCAGGACAGAGGAGAUGGGUGGAAGGAGGUCAAUCUGGGCGAGUUUUUCGUGAGCGACCCUCCAACUGGGGAGGUUCAAAUAAACUUGAUGGAGGUGAAAAGUGGUAACUGGAAAUCCGGGCUAGUCAUCCAGG
This is a messenger RNA of Syzygium oleosum, 1035 nucleotides long. RefSeq names its product F-box protein At2g02240-like. The record is from RefSeq and is a predicted model, not a curated record. Lineage: Eukaryota; Viridiplantae; Streptophyta; Magnoliopsida; Myrtales; Myrtaceae. Gene Ontology annotation, molecular function: protein binding. Bases 70 to 807 code for a protein of 245 amino acids. The transcript is spliced from 3 exons.